AUGAAGAUGAAGGUGUUUUCUCUCGACCCCUGGCGGAGAGCGGCCUGCCUGUUCUCCGUCGCGGCGUUCUCCACAUUCGCGGCCAACUUGGCCUUCACGCUCUGGGCGACGAGGUGGCAAGGCGAGACCGUCGAGGACGGCAUCGGCGUCGUCUUCGAGGGCGGCUGCUCCGACAUCAAGAGGCUCAACACGGCUGUCCACGUCGUCAUCAACAUCCUCAGCACGGUGCUCCUCGCCGGCAGCAACUAUUGCAUGCAGUGCGCAAUCGCCCCGACCCGGUCCGAAAUUGACCGCGCCCACGCGGGGCGGAAGUGGCUCGACAUUGGCGUCCCGAGCAUCCGGAAUCUUGACAGGAUCAAAUGGGAAAAGAAGGCGCUCUGGCUUCUUUUGUCCUUGUCGUCCUUCCCACUACAUCUACUGUAUAAUUCUGUCAUAUUCGCCUCAACUUCCGUGAACAAUUAUAGCGUGUUCCUUGUGAAGGAACGGUUUAUGUUGGAAGAGAACAGAGCCCUGUUCCAAAACCGCACGAAGCCUCUUGAUCAGAUGUACGAAGGCUUCAAGAACGGCGUCCUAAAGCCCAUUGACGCGUCCGAGUGUCUCAGAACCUAUGGAACCCCGUUUCAGUCCUCGAGAGGCAGCCUACUGCUAGUCACAGCCGACCCUGAUAUUACACGUAACGAUACGAGCUACACGAUGGAGUACCCAUCGGAUACGACACCGUAUAAUUUUCCCAACGAAGGGACAGUCGAGGUAUACCUGAUGGAACCCUACAGAUUAAGACCGCCUUCCACUUGGAUUUGCGCUUAUGUCCAGAUAGAAGGAGCCUGUGACGACAUCAUGCCCAAAUUACUAGAAGCCCCGCAGGACUGGAAACCGUACAAUAAGACAGUGACGCAGUUCUACAGCCAGGAAACUGAAGAACAUUGCAGGUUACUCUUUAGCGCCACGAUCUGCUGGGUUGUGACUGGUCUGAAUCUGUUCAAAGGCAUUCUCAUGCUGUUUGCCGCUUUCCGAGGGGGCGAAAGUCCGAUCCUGACGAUCGGAGAUGCCGUGGCGUCGUUCCUCGAAACCCCCGAUAAUUUCACCAAGGCCAUGUCCCUCAAACCAAAGAAGGCCUUCACCAUGAAUGACUGGUCUCAAGCACCGCGACAGCUUCAUGUUCAACCGCAGCGCAAGUUUACAGCCGGAAGUCGCAGCCGCUGGACGACAUGCACUUUACUGUAUCUGGUCUCCGUUGUAAUUUGUUUAUCCUUACUACUACGAGGGUUUGUAAUCAUGGAAGGGAACAAGAGCAUUGCACAGUUCGGACUCGGUGUAAUGCAUUCGAAGACUGUCUUGAACAUUGGUCUAACAGGCCAAGGUUCCAAGUAUCUUCUCGUGAACGCAUUACUUGCCAACACCCCGCAAGUCAUCAUGUCUCUCCUCUACUUCAACUACAAUGCCCUCUACACCAGUUUAUGUAUGGCUACCGAAUGGGAUAGAUUUGGUGGCGAGUACAAAGGUCUACGAGUAUCAUCUACAAGCAGAGGAGCACAGAGAGGCACCUACUUCCUGCAACUGCCGUACCGCUACUCCCUUCCACUCCUCUUCUUUUCCGGGGCUCUUCAUUGGCUUAUCUCGCAAAGCAUCUUCCUCGUCAAUCUGGAAAUGUACGAGCCUUCAUCUGCCAACAUACUGUCCAGAGUUCGCGCGGCGGACAGGGGGCCUACAGUAUCCUAUAUGGGCGAGUCAAACUUGACGACAUGCGGAUGGUCGCCAUUGGGAACUGUUUGCACGGUUGUAGUUGCCCUGGUCAUGAUCGCGUUUCUUCUCGCGUCGGGAUGGCGCCGUUUCAAGAACGGCAUCAUGCCUGUCGCUGGCAGCUGCAGCGCAGCGAUAUCCGCGGCCUGCCAUCCCGACACAGACGAGGCAGAGGCGUGGGAGAAGCCGCUGCGAUGGGGUGUGGUGGCCGAGCCAUGCGACGAGCCACGACAUUGCUCUUUCUCGAGCCUGCCAGUGGAGACCCCUACCAAAGGCCAGUGGUAUGCAUGAGGUAGAAGCAGAGUGUAGAUGCGGGUUGAAUGGUUUUUUGCAGUCCGAAGUUUACCAUAUGUUUAGGAUGUGUUUACCAACAGGUGUUCUGCUGGUGUCUGAGAAUUAGUCAAAUGAGAGGGAAUAUAACUAAAC
Molecule: messenger RNA, 2166 nt
Organism: Colletotrichum destructivum
Lineage: Eukaryota; Fungi; Ascomycota; Sordariomycetes; Glomerellales; Glomerellaceae
Exons: 3
Coding region: 1-2031 (676 amino acids)
Source: RefSeq, a predicted model, not a curated record